Messenger RNA from Raphanus sativus (radish), 961 nucleotides. RefSeq lists its product as uncharacterized. NCBI's taxonomy places the organism in Eukaryota, Viridiplantae, Streptophyta, Magnoliopsida, Brassicales, Brassicaceae. The record is from RefSeq and is a predicted model, not a curated record. Bases 474 to 842 code for a protein of 122 amino acids. The transcript is spliced from 3 exons.
AAAGGUGAGUGUUUUCUAUCUUAAACUCCUUUUUAACUUUGUACCUAAUAUCCCUUCUGUGCUUUAUCUAUGAUUGGCUAUACAGCAAAGUGCGGUAAGGAAAGAAAGGUAAAGAGCUAUAUAUUAUUAAUUAAUGAGACUUAUUCAGAAAUCAUAUACUUGAAUGUUCUUGGUGGGGUUGCAUUUAUCUGAGUGAAGCAUCUUUUUUCAAACUAUGCUGAUGAGUGAAGCUUGACUUUCUCACUCAAAAAUAUGUUGCACUAAGUCAAGGAUCCAAAGCAUAGAUGUAUGUGCUUGUCUUGUGUGUUAACAUGUCUCUUCUCUCUUUAAACUUGAUUUUCCCCAAAGAGUGAAGCAAAAGAAAAGAUGGGCUUCUUCUGUCAUCCACAUAAGAAGAUUUGCUAGCUCAUCCUUUUCCUGAUAGCGACAACAACUCUUUUAUUUAUACUCCUUGUAAAGGAGACGACACUGUUAUGGCUUCUCUGUCUGAAAUCGUCGAGCAAGAGCUUGGAGCAUCACCGAGAAGCAAGCUUUCAAUAACAAGUGCAAGCAGUCUAGCUACAGUCGCAUCCUUAUCCAUGCCUCUUAUUCAGGAGAUUGUUUUAUCAGCAGACAUCAGAUGUAGUGACGGCCAAGAGAAGAUCGCCGACAUAAUGUCAAGGAUGAUCGAAACAUAUUCAAUAUUGGUGAGUGUAUUGGAGAAGGAAGUGACGUUGACAUGUACAUACUCCGGUGACCGGAGAGUCUCCAAGUCAUAUGGUGAAGCUCUUCUCUGCAAAAUCUCCAUCUUCAAGCGCAGAAUAUUCCCUUCUUCCAGGAAACAACAACUCAAUAGCUCUUAGCUUAGUUUUUUCCUUUUUUGCUUUUAUUAUCAACUUGAAAACAUUUUCAAUUAUGUAAUAUUUGUUUAGAUAUGAUUGUAAAAAAAAAAUAACUCUCAAUAGACAAAGAUUAUUGGGAA